GGAGCACAUGGAGGGUUACAGGGAGAGCUGCCCGACCCAGGUGGAACAUCUCAGCAGAGAGGUGGAAGGCUUGGUCCAUAGACUGGUCCAGGGCCUGGAGGACCAGUUUAAGAAUGAUGUCAGGGUAGGUUAGGGAGGGAUGUUUGAUUGACCUUUGACCUGGUCCUCGUUCUACAAAUGCCCUGAUAGCCUAAGUUGGUCAGAGUGUGUUGAGGUGAUUGACAUCUUUCCUACUUGUCUCGGGUGACCUGGAAGUUACUUAGUUUGGUAGCCUACUGAUUUCCUUGCACACGUUUCUGUAAAGGCUUUCUCUCAAUCGCUCCUGCUGUCAAUGUUAUGGAUGGGUGAACAAACAAAUAAAUGAAUGAAUGAACAAAUUAGUGAGUGAAUAGGUGUCUGUUGCUUUUUCCAGCCAUACCUCAGGAGAAUGAUGACGAGGAAGUGGCUCUCCACAGAUGAGGACUUCCAACAGCUGUAUAGCAGGACAGAGAAGCUGUCCCAGCGCUGUUCACAAAUGAGACCUCCAUAUGUACAGGUAAGGAAUGGGGAAGUGCUGUUCAUAUUGUUUUAAAUGCAGGAUAUACACUCAAUUAAGCAAAGUCAUGCCCAUGAUGAUCCAUAGGAAGUUGGAGUUACUGGAAAAGACUUGAGAAUUUCCUCCCCUUACCAUACUGGAACGUGACCGUGCAUAGAAUGGAAAAUGAGUUGAGUUGAUGUGGCAAUAGGGGUAAAUGGCAGGAAAAGAGGAUGGGAGGAGGAUGGGUGUCACUCAGGUGAUCAGUCAUGGCAGUCAUGUGAAAGCGAAAGAAUAAACAGCAGACUUUCAUGUCUAUUUGUAAUCCCUUUCUCUUGCCUCCACUGUGCCUGCCCUGUGUUCCUCUGCAUCAGAUGUUUGUGAGCAGCUUGCACUACUACGUGGUGAAAGAGUAUGUAUCCCAGCUGAUGAAAAACAACUACUCCUGUAAGAACAGGAAGCAUGACAAAGCAGCCACCAAGAUGAGGGUAGAGUGGGAUAAACUCAAGGAUCUGUUUGAGGAAAUGGUAACACUUCUUAACCCUGAACUACAAACUGAAUUUGGGCCAAUUUACAUCCACACAAAUUUUACUUUUCAUGUUCAUUCAACAUUGUCUAAAAUUGUAAAUACUACAGUACAUACAUUUGUCUCAGUGUUAUGUCUUUGUGCUUUGAGGAAUGCUACUUUGAAAAUUCAGUGCUGUCAUAAACAAAUGACUUGUGUUAUCACCAUUCAUGACUAGUAGACACACUCAUAAUAAUUUCCUCUUGUAGAAGACAACCCAUGACUGGCUCCACCCAGUAGGAGACCACCUGAGUAACAUCAUUGGGGAAAAGAACAAGAGGGAAAUAAAGAACCACCUGACACGUUUAGUAGCGGACUACCCAGACAUCAGGUAAUCCUGCAUCUUCCUGUGGCCACAUAUUGUAUCUGUUGAUGUUGGUGAUCAACAGAGUAUACCAGUGUAAUAUGCACAGUAUCAAUUACAAAAUAUAAUCUGAGUAAAAACACCUCAUAUGAAUUCUACUCUGACUCUGUUAUGGCCCUGAGAAGAACAGCAGUGGAAGACGAAGUGGGUCAAUGGUCAGCAGUGUUCAUCAGACAGGGGAAGCGUGUUGACUAGACGGUAACAGAUUGAGAGGCAGAUAGUGCUGUUCCAAAUGUGAUAGAGAGCUGUGUUGAUUCCCAGACAGCAGGAUGUAGGAUGGGCAGGACCAGCCUGAGCCUCGAGGGAGGAUGACAGCGAGAGUGAGUUACUACAAGGCAGAGGUGACAGUGUGGGAAUAGCGGAGGGAGUACCCUGAUGAGGCGUGAACACUGGCGCCUGGUUUUCUCGGAAUAGGGCGUUAAGUGCUGUACUUUCCGAGGUAAUUGCCCUGGUCUGGGUUUUUGUGAACCUCUCAGUUGAUUAGAUUUUUUAUCUGAACUCUAGUAAACUUCUCCAAAUCAAGACUGACAGAUUUUUUUUUUUAUCUCUCAUGAUAGCCCCCUUAACAAAAUCGAGUAGCUAGCUGAUUUGGUUCUGGGUGCUGAGACUACGGAAUUUUAGACCAAUUGUGAUUGGUGAUUUGAAGGAGUCAGGCGCAGGAGGGUAAAUCACAGAAUACAGAAUUUAUUCCGGAAUACAGUGUUAAGCAGAAAUGCGUCAAACAGUCUAGUGCGCAAAACAGGCGCACUGGAACCCAACAGGCACACAGAGAAAAAUACCCUGGCAAUACAAAAUACACGGAGCUCAAACGAGCUACACUCUCCUCACAAUAAACAAGGGGGACAAGGGGGCAGAGGGAACACUUAUACAAGUACUAAUGAGGGGAUAUGAACCAGGUGUGUGUAAUAAACAAGACAAAACAAAUGGAAUGAUGAGAUAUGGAGCGGCAGUGGCUAGAAGGGCGGUGACGACGAACGCCGAAGCCUGCCCGAAUCAGGAGAGGAGGCAGCUUCGGAGGAAGUCGUGACACCAAUUCAUUUCACAAAACAGUUUACGGUUCCAUUUCUCCUGCUGAUUCUCCAAGAGUGAUAUUCUGUAACCUCUCUCUGUCUGCAGUAAGAAGCACCUAUCGGCUGUGCUGUACUUCAGGGGCUUGGUGCGGGGCAGGGAGAAGCGGGUGAUCCUGCAGCGUCUCACUGAGCUGAAGAGGAAACUGGGAACCGCAGGGAACACUGGAGAUAAUAGAAGAGUUCUUUUCAGUGACAUGCAGGUCACCAUCACCAAUACAAACUGUCUGGCUGACAUGCCUUUCUCCUGCCUCUCCUUCCUCCUCCGAGACAGC
Molecule: messenger RNA, 2785 nt
Organism: Coregonus sp. 'balchen'
Lineage: Eukaryota; Metazoa; Chordata; Actinopteri; Salmoniformes; Salmonidae
Source: the annotation of a GenBank genome assembly